CCUAUCUGGGCCUCAUAUCCGCGUUAGGUUCUGAAGCUUCCAGAAUUCCAGGUUUCUGUCCCCUCCUUAUAUAUAGAGGGCAUUCGUCUGUCUCCUAGGUUUUGCACCGCAGCUGCGUUCAUCUUCUUGCCAAUCGUUUCAGCCAUGGGGAGAAGACCUGCAAGGUGCUAUCGCCAGAUCAAGAACAAGCCAUACCCAAAGUCACGGUACUGCCGUGGUGUUCCAGAUCCUAAGAUCAGGAUCUAUGAUGUUGGGAUGAAGAAGAAGGGGGUUGAUGAGUUCCCCUUCUGUGUUCAUCUGGUGAGCUGGGAAAAGGAGAAUGUAUCCAGUGAGGCUCUUGAGGCUGCUCGUAUUGCAUGCAACAAGUAUAUGGCGAAGUAUGCCGGGAAGGAUGCUUUCCAUCUAAGAGUGAGAGUGCAUCCCUUCCAUGUGCUGCGUAUCAACAAGAUGCUUUCAUGUGCUGGAGCUGAUAGGCUUCAGACUGGAAUGAGGGGUGCCUUUGGGAAGCCUCAAGGAACAUGUGCUAGGGUGAUGAUUGGUCAGGUCCUUCUGUCUGUUCGUUGCAAGGAUGGCAACAGCAAUCAUGCACAAGAAGCUCUGCGCCGUGCCAAGUUCAAGUUCCCUGGCCGUCAAAAGAUCAUCAUCAGCCGAAAAUGGGGCUUCACAAAAUUUAACCGCACGGACUAUUUGAGGUGGAAGAGUGAGAACAGAAUUGUCCCAGAUGGUGUGAAUGCUAAGUUACUUGGAUGCCAUGGGCGACUUUCUGCACGCCAACCUGGAAGGGCAUUCUUGCCACCUACAAUCGCAAAUGCUUCUUAAGAUCUCUCCAAUGCAGAACAAGGACAAAGCUGUUGAUCUAUCAAUUGCUGUUUUAAUGUCCUGGAUCAUUUUGGGGUUUAAUUUUUUAUCGAGUGCGUUGUCUUUUGCAGUAUACGAGUGCUAGGUUUACCCAUUAUGGAUAUUUGUUUUUUGGAUCCUGUGCUUAAACAUCUUGGUAUGGCAGUUCAGCUUUUGAACCUGUUUAUGUUGAUGAUAGUGUUAUGAAGUAAAAAUCUGCUCCUUGAUUCGUA
Messenger RNA from Elaeis guineensis (African oil palm), 1070 nucleotides. Lineage: Eukaryota; Viridiplantae; Streptophyta; Magnoliopsida; Arecales; Arecaceae. The record is from RefSeq and is a predicted model, not a curated record.